Molecule: messenger RNA, 1123 nt
Organism: Emiliania huxleyi CCMP1516
Lineage: Eukaryota; Haptophyta; Isochrysidales; Noelaerhabdaceae
Product: putative carbohydrate kinase
Exons: 9
Coding region: 30-1025 (331 amino acids)
Biological process (GO): metabolite repair
Molecular function (GO): ATP-dependent NAD(P)H-hydrate dehydratase activity
Source: RefSeq, a predicted model, not a curated record
CCAGGAGAAGGACCGAGCCUCUUGUGUAUAUGGGCCCCCGCCUGGCCGUCAGCCCGCAGCAGCUUCGCGUGCUCGUGCCGCCGCUAGUCGCCACGAGCUACAAGGGCUCGUCCGGCAAGGUCGGCGUGGUCGGAGGCUGCUUCGAGUACACCGGAGCGCCGUUUUACGCUGCUCUGACGGCGCUCAAGCUCGGGGCCGACCUCUCCCACGUCUUCUGCGACGAGGCGGCGGCGGUGCCGAUCAAGAGCUACUCGCCCGAGCUCAUCGUGCACGGCUGCCUACGCGGCGCGCCAGAGGUGGACCUCGCCGAGGUGGCACGCCAGGCAGACGAGGUCUCGAAGUGGUUCCCUGCGCUGACGGCGCUUGUCGUCGGCCCCGGCCUCGGCCGCGACGCGACCAUGCAGGCGGUGGCCGCCCUCCUCCUCGAGCGCGCGGUGCGCGCCUCGCUGCCGUGCGUUAUCGACGCCGACGGGCUGCGGUGCGUCCUCGAGCGCCCCUCGCUCGUUCGCGGCGCAAGAUGGGCGGUGCUGACGCCGAACAAGCCAGAGUAUGGCCGGCUGGCGGGCGCGCUGUCGGGAGACGCGGCGCUCGACCCGGCCGACGGAGAUCGCGCCCUCCUCGCGGUGGCGGAGUCGUUCCGAGACGAGGGAGGGGCGGGCCCGGCGAUCGUCCAAAAGGGGGCGACCGACCUGCUGUGUGACGGCACGCAGCUACUCGAGUGCGCCGAGCCAGGCUGCCUCAAGAGGUGCGGAGGGCAGGGCGACGUCCUCGCCGGGAGCAUCGCAACGCUGCUCGGCUGGGCAAAGGCAGCGGAGCGGAGCGGCAGGCUGCCUGCCGGCGGGCCGCCGCCGCCGCUGCUCGCUUCGUACGCUGGUUGCCUGCUGACGCGCCGCUUCGCCGCCGCCGCGUUUGCGAAGCACCGCCGGUCGAUGACGGCGCCGGACCUUAUCGACGCGAUCGGCGCGGUGUUUGAGGACUUCAGCCCCGCUUCUCCGGGCGAGCCAGGCUUCACGCCCUGUCAAUGAGUACGGUGCCACUUGUGGGGCAUGGAAAUACCAAUAUUUGCGCAAUUUGAUUGUCUUUCACUGUUUUGGGGGGAAUAGGAAAUUGCUCGGGGAAUAGG